AUGAAGUUCUUUUCUUUCAUUUUGCAUUUCUCAUGUUCUGUGUUAUUCCUUCAUGUUCCCAAUAACCUUCCUUUAUCUACUGGCUCUCUGUGUUCUGUUUAUUUUUCCUACUUAUUCACCUGUUCUCCAACCUCCCUCCUUGCAGCCGACCACGUGUCAACAUAUGCGGAGUUUGUGCAGACGCACAGCCCCUCUGGGGAGUACAUGUUCCAGUUUGAUGGGGACGAGCAGUUCUACGUGGACCUGGAUAAGAAGGAGACUGUCUGGCGGCUGCCGGAGUUUAUUCACAGCUUUGACUAUGAUGCUCGGAGGGGGAUUGCUGACAUCGUCAUGGCAAGAAAGAACUUGGACACCCUGAUCCAGCGGUCCAACCACACCAGGGCCACGAAUGAGCCCCCGGAGGUGACUGUGUUUCCCAAGGAGCCCGUGGAGCUGGGUCAGCCCAACACCCUCAUCUGCCACGUGGACAAGUUCUUCCCACCCGUGCUCAACGUCACCUGGCUGCGCAACGGGCGGGCGGUGACGGAAGGCGUGGCUGAGACCAUCUUCCUGCCCAGCACAGAGUUCAGGUUCCACAAGUUCCACUACCUGACCUUCGUGCCCUCGGCCGAGGACGUCUACGACUGCCGGGUGGAGCAAUGGGGCCUGGCCGGGCCGCUGCUCGGGCACUGGGAGGCCCAGGAGUCGAUCCAGGUGCCCGAGACAACGGAGACUGUGGUCUGUGCCCUGGGCCUGCUGGUGGGCCUGGCGGGGAUCAUUGCUGGCACCAUCGUCCUGAAGAGCAGGCGACCCGACAGCGUCCCUGGGUGCAGGGGCCCCUGCGACAAGCUGUCCGUGACAGAAGAGGACGGAGGGGAGACGCCAGGGUCAGGCCUACUUUGAAGCUCGAGGUCCCUGAGCCUCUGUAUUCAGCGUCAGUGACUGAGGUCCCCAAGGACCCCUCACCUCCGGCCUGUCUGUGCCCUUUCCCCCACUUGGCAACCUGCGA
Myotis davidii is the source of this 988-nucleotide messenger RNA. Its product is annotated as RLA class II histocompatibility antigen, DP alpha-1 chain-like. The transcript has 5 exons. The coding region runs from base 1 to 882 and encodes 293 amino acids. Gene Ontology annotation, biological process: immunoglobulin production involved in immunoglobulin-mediated immune response; antigen processing and presentation of exogenous peptide antigen via MHC class II; positive regulation of T cell activation. The record is from RefSeq and is a predicted model, not a curated record. Gene Ontology annotation, molecular function: MHC class II protein complex binding. Gene Ontology annotation, cellular component: MHC class II protein complex; membrane. NCBI's taxonomy places the organism in Eukaryota, Metazoa, Chordata, Mammalia, Chiroptera, Vespertilionidae.